Messenger RNA from Fonsecaea erecta, 639 nucleotides. RefSeq lists its product as hypothetical. The transcript has a single exon. NCBI's taxonomy places the organism in Eukaryota, Fungi, Ascomycota, Eurotiomycetes, Chaetothyriales, Herpotrichiellaceae. The record is from RefSeq and is a predicted model, not a curated record. Bases 1 to 639 code for a protein of 212 amino acids.
AUGACGGACGGACUAGAAGAUGCCGAUGAAGAUAUAGCCGGGGAUGAUGAAUGGAUCGGCGUCGAUGACGACGGGGACAAGGCCGAGGAAGCGACCACAUUUGAAGUGCUGAUAGUCGUGGAUGGACUCGGCGCUAUGGAUGAUGAACUUGACGACCGCGUUGAGCUCGGAGGGGCCGACUGCCCGUUCGUCGAGGUCGUCGCUGCAGUGGCCAUCGUCGAUAUUGUUGCUGCUGCUGUUGUUGUUGUUGUUGCUACAGCAGAAGAUGCCAGCAACGACGAUGAAGAGGAAGAAGAAAAAGAAGAAGGGGCCAGACUCGUGGUCGGCGCGGUCGAGAGGCUCGAAGUCGACACAACAACAGAGGCUGAUGUUGCACUGGCUGUGGACCGGGCAGGUGACGUCGAGCUUGGAGAAGUGGUCGACGAAAAUGAACCUGCCAUUGCUGUCGACGUGGAUGUACUGAGGGCGCUGCCUCCAGUCGUCACCCCCAACGUCGUCGAAACAACGGAUGUGACUGUUGACGAAGAAGUGUCGUCGGUCGUCGACCCGCCCAAUGGAACGCCGGCGUCAAAGCUCGACGUCGGGGUCUCCGAGAUCAGCGAGAAGGAAGUCGACGUCGUGGCCCCCGGCGCGACGUAA